UUUGCUCUUUCCAAAAUGAAUAUAGAAAUAUCUCAUUUGAAUAUGGCUGGAGACGCAGAACAAACAGAUUCAUCGGGUAAAUAUACUUUUGGUGGAGGAGCAGCAGCUGCGAAGAAGUAUUGGCCGACCAUUCUAAAAUCGAUCGAAGUGGUUUUAUGCAUAUUGUGCAUUGGUCUAAUCGAUGAUCCUGCUCAGAAUUCUCGUAUUCGCAUAUUUGUAUCGCAGCGAACCGUUGCGCUUUGCUACGUCACGUUUGGAUCCUUUCUAAUCUAUUCUAUUGUGUUCUUGAUUGGAAAACUCAUCCGUGAUGAAUGGCCAUGGAAAACCACAUCAAUUUUGGCAUGUGUUGCAACAUUCUUGUUCUUCAUUUGCGGAGUAUUUUUGCUGAAAGACUGGUCUGAUACAAAAGAACGGAACUUCUGGCCCCCGAAUACAACAAGAUUGGAUUUAUUAUGCGCCUCUGGAUUCAUGUCAGUCAUCACAGCCAUCACCUAUUUGGUCGACGCUAUUUUGAUGAUUCGCGCUGGUAAUCGAGGCGAAUUCGAAUACUAAAUCGUAUCGCGAGAGGUGGAACACGACAAUGGGAUGGAAAACAGCGAUCAAAUUGAUCAAAAGACAACGAAGUAAAAAAUGUUCAAAUUUUAGAUAACAGAAAUUGACGUCGUCAAUUUAGAAAUAGUUUUGGAAAGAGUUUAAUAUAUUUCUAAAAUAUUUUAUAAUGAUUAUGUAAAAUUUAGCCCAACUCUCACCAUGUUAUAUAUAUUGUACCACAGUUAUUUCCACGUAUACAGAACACAACAGAAAGUUACGUAAAAUUUAGAUGCAAUUUUUUCGAAUAGACAUACAUUCAGCAGGGAAUCAAAUGAAAUUCAAAAUUGGGGAAAACUCUCUAUUACGGACUAAAAAUCAAUCCAAGAAAAAAAAUUAUUUUUUAGAAAUCUGAGAGUAAAUUCUGGACGUCAAAUACUUUAUAACGCAAAUAUAUAAUUAAUGUUCAAUGGUUUACCAAAAAUUUUAACAAAUAGCAAUUAAACUAUAUUUUAGGCGCACUAUUGUUGAAAAGAGAAGUCAUUUCAAACAUUAUAUAGUAUAUGUUUAUGGUGAGAAGGAGAACAAAAGAAGGGACAUUUUAAACAAUCACAUAAAUUUCAAUGCACAUAAAAUACAAUUCAAAUCAUGCAUUUAUUUUAGAACAAUCACAAUACACGUACUUCUAAACAAAGGUCUAUGUACCAAGAAUGCAAUAAAUAUAUAUUUCAACUAUCAGUGGCCAUUCUAUUUAAAUAAAUCUGCAAUACAAUAUUUUAAACACCUUACAUUAUUCUCCUCGAAUCUUCAUUGUUGUAAUUAUGUUAUGAAUAAAUGACGUGUACAAAUUAAA
Messenger RNA from Sitodiplosis mosellana (orange wheat blossom midge), 1381 nucleotides. RefSeq lists its product as uncharacterized. The record is from RefSeq and is a predicted model, not a curated record. The transcript is spliced from 5 exons. NCBI's taxonomy places the organism in Eukaryota, Metazoa, Arthropoda, Insecta, Diptera, Cecidomyiidae. Gene Ontology annotation, biological process: septate junction assembly. The coding region runs from base 16 to 552 and encodes 178 amino acids. Gene Ontology annotation, cellular component: membrane.